Messenger RNA from Microplitis mediator, 3526 nucleotides. RefSeq names its product serine/threonine-protein kinase OSR1. The transcript has 11 exons. Gene Ontology annotation, molecular function: protein serine/threonine kinase activity; ATP binding. The record is from RefSeq and is a predicted model, not a curated record. Bases 541 to 2670 code for a protein of 709 amino acids. NCBI's taxonomy places the organism in Eukaryota, Metazoa, Arthropoda, Insecta, Hymenoptera, Braconidae. Gene Ontology annotation, biological process: protein phosphorylation.
GCUAGUUAUCCAAUUGACAGUGCCCCCGUCUGACAUAGUUCAGUCGGUGGCGAACUCAGGAUCAUCUGACAGCUCCAACCAACUAUUGUUUUGUUGUUUGUUUUUUUUAUCCCACUGUGUCGUUGUUUUUAUAUUUUUUUUUCCAGUAAUUAAUAAUCGUCAUCAACAUUUAAUGUUUAUUGUAAUUCAUCAUUCUCCAAUCACACGCGAUUUAUUGUGCUGGCAGUGUGGGAUUCAAGUUGAUUUGAAUAGAGUUUACACAGGCGGGAAAAAAUUUUGCCGCGUAGUUCAAGCUCUGAUAUAAAAAAAAUAUUAUUCCUGCCGAUUGUUUGUUGACUGGAUUUGUUUUUUCUCAUUUUUUUUUUUUAAACAGCCUGCAUAUAUCAUUUAUUUGUGAUUAUUUGUUUUCAUAAAAAAUAUCGGCGGUUAAUUUAAAAUACAAACUCAGUUGUGGUUGCACACUUGGAGUGCUCGGAACAAGUGUCUGGUGUUAAAUAUUAUUGAAAUUAAUAUUUAUUUAAAUUGAAAUGUGGAUGAAAAAUGUUUGAAAUGGCUGCUGACCUUUGCAAUGAAGUUCUGAGAUCACCCAAUAGAAUUGUAAGCAAAAUGCGACACCGUAAAAAUGAAUUGGUUACUAAGGAUUUUGAUAUUUCAAAUUCGGGGUCAGAUGAACAGUUAAAGUUUCAAGACACUGGAUUUUUUACCAACUUUGUUCUCGGCAAAAAUAGGUUUAUUUCUCCCGAGGUAAUACCGUCUUGUUCGCCAGGAAUCUUCCGCCAGAAAUCAUUUCGUUCGUCAUCAGAAACUGAAGUACCUCAGAUACCAUCAUCACCCGUGUCCCAAUCACCAGGUAAUCAUCAUCAGUGCAGUCACAUUUCAAGCAAAAUUGACUCCUCGACACCCGGUACCAUCAAUACUCACCACUCUGAUAAUAAUAAAAAUUAUAAAAAUAAUAACAACAACAACAAUAAUAAUAAUAAUAAUAAUAAUAUUAAUAAUAAUAAUAAUAAUAAAAAUAAUACCAGUGCAAAUAAUAAUAAAAAUAACAGCAGUGGUACUCGUGGUAGUGGUAGCAACUCCACGUUGAGUGGUGGAGGUGGUUUUCGUAAUUGGGGAUUGAAAAACACCGGCAAGCAUUCACGUCUUACUACGGUCCUGUCAAAUAAAAUGGCGUCGACGAGCACCACAGCGGUUGUACAGGGCUGGCCAAAUACCAAAGACGAUUAUGAAUUAAAAGAGGUUAUAGGUGUUGGUGCAACGGCCGUCGUACAUGCAGCAUUUUGUAUCCCACGUCAAGAAAAGUGUGCGAUAAAACGCAUUAAUUUAGAAAAAUGGAAUACGAGCAUGGACGAGUUGCUCAAAGAAAUCCAGGCGAUGUCGUCCUGCAACCACGAAAACGUGGUGACCUAUUACACGUCAUUUGUCGUAAAAGAGGAACUCUGGUUGGUUUUGCGACUACUUGAAGGCGGCUCGCUUCUGGAUAUCAUAAAACACAAGACCAGGACAACUAAUUGUAAACACGGAGUGUUUGACGAGGCCACAAUAGCGACAGUACUUCGGGAAGUCCUCAAAGGCCUUGAGUAUUUUCACAGUAAUGGACAAAUACACAGGGAUAUAAAAGCCGGUAAUAUUUUACUGGGGGAAGACGGGACUGUUCAGAUUGCGGAUUUCGGUGUCAGCGCCUGGUUAGCAACCGGACGUGAUUUGAGCAGACAAAAAGUCCGGCAUACUUUUGUCGGUACUCCUUGUUGGAUGGCACCGGAAGUCAUGGAGCAGGUGAGAGAGGAUCACGGUUACGAUUUCAAAGCUGACAUAUGGUCGCUUGGUAUUACUGCGAUUGAAAUGGCGAGUGGUACUGCUCCUUAUCACAAGUAUCCGCCAAUGAAAGUGCUUAUGCUGACGCUACAAAAUGACCCGCCGACGUUGGACACCGCUGCUGAUGAGAAAGAUCAAUACAAAGCUUAUGGCAAAACAUUUCGCAAGAUGAUCGUUGAUUGUUUGCAGAAAGAUCCUACUAGGAGGCCGUCUGCAACAGAACUGCUGAAGCACCCAUUCUUCAAAAAAGCUAAAGAUAAAAAGUACUUGCAGCAAACACUUGUUGCCAUUGGUCCCAGCCUUGAGACUCGUGUACAAAAGGCGUCUAAACGACAACCGGGAACGUCUGGUCGUUUGCACAGAACGGUGACAGGCGAGUGGGUAUGGUCGUCAGAGGAAGAGGACAGCGGGGCAUCAAGUGGCGACGAGGGUAAAGAAACCUUACCUGUUAAUACUAUUGACAACGUUAGCAGUGAAGAAGAGGCUGCUGACCAAGAAGAUUCUGAGGGUCAAGUACGAGCAGCCAUGAGUCGCGUUGCUAUUCAGUCGGCCGAACAAAAUAUUCCCAUCAAUCUUGUUCUCAGAUUACGGAAUCAAAAGCGCGAAUUAAACGACAUAAGAUUUGAAUUUGCUGUUGGUGUUGACUCUGCAGAAGGUAUUGCUGCUGAAUUAGUCGGAGCUGGUCUAGUCGAUGGUAAAGACAUAGUUGUGAUAGCAGCUAAUUUACAGAAACUUAUUGACAGCGCUGGACAACUACGUACAGUAACAUUUUCAUUGAAUUCUGGUCAUGCUCCCAAUGAAAUUCCUGAUGAUAAAGCAUUGAUCGGAUUUGCUCAGAUUUCAAUAACAGAUUAGGUCAAUUAUUAUUUAACAUUUAUUGAUUAUUAUUUUAAAAAUAUUCUGAUAACUCAGGAUACCGUUUUACGCGCUAGCAAUCAUUGAUACAAAAUUAAACUUUUAUUUUUACCAAUUAAAUAUAUAAAUAAAUAUAAAAAAAAAUUCUAAUGAAAAUGGGAAUCGAGAGAGAUGAAAAAUAAAUAUUAAUAAUGAUUAUAAAGCGUUUAAAUAUUAAAGACUCAAUUACUGUUGGUAAUUAAAUAAAAUAAAUAAAAACUGCUCAGAUGUACUAAACAUCGUCGCCAGUGUUUUUAAAUAUUUAAAUAUGCGUCGACGCAUAUAAUAAAUUAUCAAUAAAUUAUAAUAUAGUAUACGGAUAAAUUGUAAAUGGAUUUAAAAGGUGGUCCGAUAAAUGGUACAUUAUUAUUUCGCAUUUGCAAAGUUUAAAUUUAUAUUAUUUAUUCACACAGUGGAGUAAAUAAUAGUAUUUAAUCUAAUUAAUUUUAAAAACAUUUAUAUUGUAUGUUAAUUUAUGUAAAUACUAGACAUUUAUUUCUGAUAAUCAUUCUCUGGAUUUAUUUUUAAAAUUAUAGCGAGGCAUUAUGAAUUUAAAUAACAACACAAAAAUAAUAUUUAUUAUUAUUUAAUAAAGAUAAGUUUAUUAUUAAUUUUUAACGGCGUCGCCUUUUGAUGUUGGUCAUAUAUUUUAAAAUGUUUAAUUUCAAACUAAAAUAAUUUCAAGCGCGAAAUAAUUAUAAAAUAUAAAUAAUUAAAUAACAAAAGUAUAUUUCACGCUUAAAUGCCUUAGCAUUUAGAUAAAAAAUCACGAGAGUACUAAAAUUAAAUAAAUUCUUUUGUACUUAAAAAAAAAAAA